Messenger RNA from Melospiza melodia melodia, 2236 nucleotides. It is a transcript of the gene RNF139, whose product is annotated as ring finger protein 139. Gene Ontology annotation, molecular function: zinc ion binding. The record is from RefSeq and is a predicted model, not a curated record. The transcript is spliced from 2 exons. Gene Ontology annotation, biological process: ERAD pathway. The coding region runs from base 1 to 1992 and encodes 663 amino acids. Gene Ontology annotation, cellular component: endomembrane system; endoplasmic reticulum. NCBI's taxonomy places the organism in Eukaryota, Metazoa, Chordata, Aves, Passeriformes, Passerellidae.
AUGGCGGCCCCGGGCCCUCCGCGGCUGCCCCAGCUGCGGCUGGGCCCGCGGCUGCGGGCCGGGCUGGAGGUCGCGCUGCGGGUGCCGAGCCUGUUCCUCAUCGACGCCAUCUUCAACUCGGCCCCGCUGCCGGGCGGCUCCGUGAGCGCCGCGCUGCUGGGCGCGCUGCUGCGGCUGCUGGGUGUCUUUGUAUCCAGCGUUGUUCUGGUCUUACAACAGCGAGCACUUUUCAAGUUCUACAUGAUCACCUCAGCGUUUCUGCUGGCUGCAACUUCAGUUUUGGUGAAUUACUAUGCUGCUUUGCACAUAAACUUCUACAGUGCCUACAACACAGCUGCGUUCGGAAUUCAGAUUUUCCCACAUAAAGGACCUUCGCUAUGGAUGGCACUUUCCAUCCUUCAGCUUACCUUUGGAAUUGGAUAUGUUACCUUGCUAAACAUGCAAUCCAUAUACUCUCAACUCAUUAUCUUGGAUAUACUGAUUCCUGUAAUUGGCUUGGUUGUUGAAUUACCUUUAAAUGUCCGGCAAGUACUUGUUUUUAUUUCAGGCCUAGUUCUGACACUAAAUACCACAGCCAUUUUAGCUACAAAAAUUAAGUGGUUCUAUUAUUCGGUACGAUACGUUUAUCUGCUGGUGAGGCACAUGUAUCGUAUUUAUGGAUUACAGCUCUUGAUGGAAGACACAUGGAAAAGGAUUCGGUUUCCAGCUGUACUCCGUGUCUUUUGGCUAACAAGACUUACAGCACAAGCUGUGGUAUUAACUUAUGUAGUAAAGAUGGCUGAAAACAACACAGAAGAAAAAUUCUUCUUGAUAUCGUGGGAUAACUGUUGGGAACUGAUCUGCAGCCUGAUCAUAAGUGGGUGUGACUCUACUUUAACUGUGUUGGGCAUGAGUGCCGUCAUUUCCUCGAUAGCGCAUUAUUUGGGACUCGGUAUCCUGGCCUUCAUUGGGUCAACUGAUGAGGACGACAAAAGGCUUGGGUUUGUAGCCCCCGUCUUGUUUUUCAUUUUGGCUCUGCAGACUGGUUUAAGUGGGCUGAAACCAGAGGAACGAUUAGUUCGCCUGAGUCGAAACAUGUGCCUUUUGUUGACCGCAGUCCUGCAUUUUAUCCAUGGAAUGACAGACCCCGUGCUGAUGUCUCUCAGUGCCUCCCACGUGUCAUCGUUCCGCAGACACUUUCCUGUACUGUUUGUCUCCGCCUGCCUUUUCAUUCUUCCAGUUCUGCUCAGUUACAUCCUCUGGCACCACUAUGCACUAAAUACUUGGCUUUUUGCAGUCACAGCUUUCUGUGUAGAGCUUUGCCUAAAAGUAAUAGUUUCUAUCACUGUUUAUAUAUUGUUUAUGAUUGAUGGCUACUAUAAUGUGCUAUGGGAAAAACUUGAUGAUUAUGUCUAUUAUGUUCGCUCAACUGGCAAUAUUAUUGAGUUUAUAUUUGGAGUAAUCAUGUUUGGAAAUGGAGCUUACACGAUGGUUUUUGAAUCGGGAAGCAAGAUUCGUGCUUGCAUGAUGUGUCUGCACGCGUACUUCAACAUCUACCUGCAAGCCAAGAAUGGCUGGAAGACUUUUAUAAACCGCCGCACUGCUGUGAAGAAAAUCAACUCGCUUCCAGAGGUGAAAGGAGCUCGGUUACAGGAAAUUGAUGACGUCUGUGCAAUCUGCUACCACGAGUUCACCACCUCUGCGCGCAUUACUCCAUGCAACCAUUAUUUCCACGCACUUUGUCUUCGGAAGUGGCUGUACAUUCAGGACACGUGUCCGAUGUGCCAUCAGAAAGUGUAUAUUGAGGACAAAGAAAAUGCCAAUAUCUCUAACAACAACGGGUUUGUAGCACCAAAUGAAAAUCCUGUACGGGUUGCAGAAGAAGCUGCUGAUGCUGAAAAUGAAUUAAAUGAAGAUAAUGACAGUUCUGAUAGUGAUGAGGAAGAUGGCGACUGUGGGGCACAGCACUUGAAUGAGACUCUUAAUGUUGACUCUAACACUCUUGGUGAUUAGGAUGUUCUUUACUAAGCCGUGAGCUAUUUGUUCAAGAUUGACUCCAACAGAAUAAAAGUAUCACUUUGUAGUUAUUGUACUUAAGCACAACAGCAGUAUCUCAAUGUUGAGUCUGUGAAUGGUGGUUGUUUACUGUGGUGUGUGCUACUGUAAAUAUACCUCUAAUUUUUGCUGGUCUCUUUCAUGACCACCUUAAAAUUAUGUACAUUAUUGUACAUGGAAUAAAAUGUUUUCACGUUUUUAA